UUCUGCUAUUAGGAGUUUCAACAAAAGUCUUUAUGAGCAGUGUUUAAGAGAUUAUCAGAGAAUCAAGUCUUUGAAGAGGAAGAUGACUAUGGCUUUGCUAGCUCAGGUAUUUGUAUUCCAAUUACUUUUUUUUUAUAUUUUAGAUUUUAAUUUGUUUAUUUUCGUUCGUAGUCUGAGAAAGAGAAGGCUGGUCCGCGUUCUUCUGAUGGUUUCACUAGGCAGUCUGUCAGUAAGUUUGCUUCUGUCAUUGGUUCUUUGUCUGAAGACAAGAAGGAUGUUAUCAGGAGUCAUGGAUUUGGAUCUCUUUUGCUUUUCAAUAAGUGUUUUGUUCCUAAGAAGUUCUCUAAGUGGCUGGCAUCUGUUGUUGAGUCUAAAUCUGGUGAUCUUAUUAUCCAUGGGAAGGUUAUAUCGUUGACUCCCCAAACAGUGAAUCUUGUUCUUGGCAUUCCGCUUGGUGGCACUCCUUUUCCAUCUAACUACUCCACUGGAAGAGCUGUUGUUCUUUCUAAGUUUGAUAAGACUUCUCUUCCUCAGAUAUCUUUCUUUGCCAAUAAGCUCAGUGAAGUUGAUCUAAGUGAUGAAGAAGUUUUGAUCUGUUUCUUGGUUGUUUCUCUUCAUUGUUUCCUUUGUCCCAACUCAAAUAUUGUUCCUAGUCCUCGCUACCUUGGUGUGUUUGAAGAUAUUGAGAAAAUCAGUUCUUAUGAUUGGUGUGGGUUUGUUCUGCGUUGGAUGCUUGAUGGGGUUAAGAGUUUCAACCAAGGCAAGAAAGCUGGUCAGAGAAGUUGUGGUACCCUUGGCGGAUGCAUGUUUUAUCUUGCUGUUAUGUAUCUUGAUCAUGUUGAUUUUUCGCAUCGUCGCAUACCUGAUUCAUUUCCUCGAAUUGAAGUGUGGAAGCUAAAUAUGAUUAGAGACUAUUCUGAUCUUGAUCUGAAAUCUCCCUCUAUCUAUGGUAUGAGGCCUCUGUUAGAUUUUGAAAAGACUUGCUAUCAUAAGGCGUUAUGUUCUCAGUCAGUGCCUGUUGUUGAUGAUUCUGAUGAUGUUCAGUUUUUGAAAAAGCUUGAAGAAGCCUGUGGUUGUGAUGUUCCUGAUGAUCUAAAAGCUAUUGUGCUCAGUGUUAUUGAAGAUCAUUGCAAGAGUUGUCUCUCUCCUAUUUCUAUUGAUGUGGUUUCACUUGGUACUCUUCCAGAUGAGUUCAAAAAGUUGUUCAACAAGUUGAUGCAGCAUGUUUAUUCUCUGAAAUCAAAGUCCAGGGAUUUAGUACUUAAAGUGUUGAAGGUUUUUGCUGAUUAUGAGAGUGGUUUAGCUGAUCGUGAAGUAUGUGCAUCUCGUUUGUCUCCUAGAGUAGCAGAGCAUGGUACUGGUAUUCAUAAAACUAAUUUGGAUGAGGUACUUUUUCUCUCUUGUUUUUUGUUUUUUGUUUUUAUUUUGUUGUAUGAAAUUUGAUUUUUUUUAAAAAAAAAUUGGUAGCCUUGUGCGAUAUAUGAGGAUGGAGCUCAUUCUUUCCCAAAGGUUCCAAGUAUGUUGAUCUCUUAUAUUUUUUUGUUUGUAAAUUAAUUUUGACCAGUUUGUUAUUUCUUUAAUGUGAUAUGUUCAUAUUAGUAGAUGUUGCAGUUGCAUCUCAAGUUGGAGCGAAGCUUGCUGUAGACGUUGAUCCUGCAGGGUCUUCUUUGAAACGUUCUUCUCCUUGUACUAGCAAGCAUGUCAGAUUUGGUUUGGAUGUCCCAAAAGGUAUAUUCCAUGAUGUUGCUCGAGCUAGUGAUGGUGCUAAUCAUUCCAAGAGUGUUCCUGCAAUUACUAAUGUCGAUGUGAUUCGUGUUGGUACUGAAUCUGAUGCUGAAGUUGAACUUUUUUCUUCUCCCAAUCAUUAUGUUGGUCCUACAAUUGUUAUGCAGACUAUUCCUGAUUCUGAUGAUGAUUCUGCUCGCAUUACUCCUAAGUUGUCUAAGAUUGUGUCUUCUGCUUCUCAAUUGAAUCAUUUAUCGAAGGUUGGUUCUUCUGUUGUUGUUCCUGUCAAUAUUUCUUCUCCUGAAGUUACUAUUGUUGGUUCAAGAUCUCUAAGUCAGAAGCUUAAGUCAAUGGGCAAGAAAUCAGAGGAUGUGUAUAAUUCUAAUGUGAAUAAAUCUAUUCCUGGUUUGAAAUCUUCUCAUCAAUCUUUGUCUAAGACUCUUGGGUAUGCUUGUUCAACUCCCAUUGAGGGUGCUGGUGGUUCAAGUAGAUCUGACUUCAAGAUUAGAGACUCUUCUACUGGUGGCAAGGUGCCUAUUCAUGGUCCUAGGAGGCUUGUUGUGCCUAGCCGUAAAAUACGUGACGAGUUUGAGAUUGAAAGAUCUAAAUUCAAAAUUAGCAAAUCUCAAAUUUUGAAUUACAAGGCUAUCUGUAGUUUGGCUGCUUCUCGUGACAGUGGGUAUGUGUUUGUGGUUGUCUGUAUUUUGAGAAAUGUUUUGUUCUUUUUUUAG
This is a messenger RNA of Sorghum bicolor (sorghum), 2456 nucleotides long. RefSeq lists its product as uncharacterized. Lineage: Eukaryota; Viridiplantae; Streptophyta; Magnoliopsida; Poales; Poaceae. The transcript is spliced from 7 exons. The coding region runs from base 1587 to 2456 and encodes 289 amino acids. The record is from RefSeq and is a predicted model, not a curated record.